Teleopsis dalmanni is the source of this 1115-nucleotide messenger RNA. Its product is annotated as ATP synthase mitochondrial F1 complex assembly factor 2-like. NCBI's taxonomy places the organism in Eukaryota, Metazoa, Arthropoda, Insecta, Diptera, Diopsidae. The coding region runs from base 152 to 973 and encodes 273 amino acids. Gene Ontology annotation, biological process: mitochondrial proton-transporting ATP synthase complex assembly. Gene Ontology annotation, cellular component: mitochondrion. The transcript has 4 exons. The record is from RefSeq and is a predicted model, not a curated record.
CACUUUUGUUUUCACUGCAGUCGGUUAUGCAUAUGUCAGUGCAAAACAGCUGAUUUUUCUACACAUUUUUUCGCAGGUUGUGUGGUGCCGCUUUGUAUUCAUUCGACUAGUUUUUAAAUCGAAUUUGAUUAAAUAAAAAUUCUAAAUUACUAUGAAUAAUUUAUACAAAUUAUUGCGAAAACCUUUAAGUAAUGCAUUACAACAACAUCAAUAUUUGACAAAACGUUUUUAUGCCAAUCCACCAAAGCGGUUCUACAAAAAUACAUCGGUGCUGUACAAUGACGGUAAAUACGAAGUGACAUUGGAUCAACGUAAACUAAAAACACCGAGUGGUAAUAUUUUCACAGUGAAAAGUGAACCACUUGCAAUUGCCGUUGCUACUGAAUUCGAUAGCCAGAAAGAAUAUGUCGAGCGCUCAAAAAUGCAUUUGAGCGCUUUAUGCUUCACAGCAUUGGACAAUCCAAACAAGCUAACGAAAGUGGACAUGGUGAACUAUAUAUUAAAUUUUAUAGCAACGGAUACUAUAUUAUAUCAAAAUGAUAAUGAAAAGGAUUUACAUGACUUGCAGAGUAACGAGUGGGAUCCAAUUCUUAAAUGGUUCAAUGAACGCUACGAAACAAAUCUACAAAAGACACUAAAUAUAACUCCACCGCUGAUCACUGCAGAAGAUAAAAUGAAAAUAUCAAAAUAUUUAGCAUCACAUAAUUUGGAAACUCUUCAUGGCUUUGUUUUUGCUGUGGACACAUUAAAAUCAAUUGUGCUUGCCUGCGCUGCUAUAGAGCAAAAAAUAUUCGUUGAAAAAGCAGUGGCGCUGUCACGACUUGAAGAAGAAUAUCAAUUGAAAUUCUGGGGACGUGUGGAGUGGGCUCAUGAUCUAAGUCAACAAGAUCUGCAAGCACGUUUAGCGGCAGCAGUUCUUUUCGUACACUUAAAUCGUUCAGAACAUUUUGUUAAGUCAAAAGUUGUAGUUUAGUAUUCCAUGAAUACGAUAUUUUAAUAGAAUAUACAUUUUUAAAAUAUGCUUUAAUUGUUAGUUGUUAAUUAAAAAAAUUCUCCUUGUACAAAUCCUAAAAGAUAAAUAAGAAUGUGUAACAUAUAUAUGCCUCAUACAUUUA